GCCAUGGAUUACCAGGAGGCCGCCCGCAGGGCUGCUGAGCACAUGCAAAGCUACCGGAGAGACGGCGGCGCCUGGCGCAGCUGCAAGCGCACGAAUGAAAUUUCCAUUUCAUGGAGACCAUCAAUGGAGUUUCCUGGAAACCUGUACAAAGCAGAGGGAGUUAUUCCUGCAAAACCAGAAGAUGUGUUUAAAUGUGUAAAACCAGAGACUGGUGGACUUAGAGAGAAAUGGGAUCAAAAUGUGAAGGAAGUUGUGGUCAUUGAAACAGUAAAUGAAAAUGUCUGUGUAACCAGAACCACGACUCCUUCAGCUUUCAUGAAGAUCAUCUCUCCAAGAGAGUUCUUAGAUGUGGUCCUGAUUAAACAGGACAAGGAUGGGAUUAUCGCAACUAUGGCAACCAACGUGGAGCACCCCCUUUGUCCGCCACAGCCGAGCUACGUGAGAGGGCAGAACCAUCCCUGCGGCUGCUUCUGCAUCCCCAUUCCAGGGGAACCAUGCAAGACCCAGCUUCUCAGCUUCUUUCAGACUGACCUCGCUGGCAGCCUCCCGCAAACAGUGGUUGAUUCCUUCUUCCCAAGCAGCAUAACCGGUUUUUACAGCAAUCUGAGCAAAGCGGUGGUGAAACUAGCAGCUUGAACCAGACUGUUGCUUCCGAAAGCAGGGAAAGGGCUUAGUUAGCUGUGUAUCUUAUUCUGCCCUUGCAGGGCAUUGGACGCAGCAUUCAGAAUGGUGACCUUCCUGGGCCAUGAUCUAGCCAGAAUUAAAUGCUUGAGAAUAACACCUGUCUUAGAUGGGAAAGACCUGAAACAUUCGCCUUGAAAUAAAAAAGAUUUACAGUGCUCAGAGCGGCCCUUUGGGUCUGGGUACAGGACUGUGCGACUACGGGCUUGCUGGACAUGCUAAAUCACACUGCUCAAUCACAGCACAAAUCCUUACCCACUCGCUCUUCUUCCCAUUGACCAAAGCCGCAGACUCGGCAACUCGGCUCUCAGAGCAGAAGCACGUCUGCCCGCAGGGCGCUGUGUGACCAGUGCCCCUGGACCAAAAGGAAAACCAGCCCCUCACCUGUAUAAAGUUAGCAUGGCAUGAAGAAAAGUUCUAACUUAGUUUCUCACUGUAACCACUUCUGCAUGAGGGGAAAUUUUUUAUACAGAGCAGCAUUGCAGCGUGCGACUUCCCAAAUAUCAAGAAAACAGAAAGAGCAUUCAGCAGUGGGCGAGGCACUCCCUUGUUUGAGGUAUUGAAGGAAAUGCUGAGGGCCAUCUGGCAGCCACGCCAUGGUGGCACCCUGCGCUUAGCAGAUGGUCGGCUUAGAUGCCCUUUGAUGUCUCUCCAGCUCUUUAGUUCUAUCCACCUGUAUCACUUCACGGUGCUCCAUGUAAAUCUAUUGCUUAUGUAGCUCCACCAAUAACACUGUCCUACCUUACAGGGGUGCUGUGUAGUACUAUUGUACAGUUUGUGUUAUGCACUUUAACAAUAAAAAGAUGGUGC
This is a messenger RNA of Varanus komodoensis (Komodo dragon), 1491 nucleotides long. RefSeq names its product StAR related lipid transfer domain containing 5 (gene STARD5). The transcript has 6 exons. The record is from RefSeq and is a predicted model, not a curated record. Lineage: Eukaryota; Metazoa; Chordata; Lepidosauria; Squamata; Varanidae. Bases 4 to 636 code for a protein of 210 amino acids. Gene Ontology annotation, molecular function: lipid binding.